AUGGCUCUGCCCCACGGCUCUGCUCCACGGCUCUACGGCUCUGCUCCACGGCUCCACGGCUCUGCUCCACUGCUUCACGGCUCUGCUCCACGGCUCUACGGCUCUGCUCCACGGCUCUGCGGCUCUGCUCCACUGCUCUGCUCCACGGCUCCACGGCUCUGUGGCUCUGCUCCACGUCUCUGCCCCACGGCUCUGCCCCACGGCUCUGCCCCACGGCUCUGCCCCACGGCUCUGCCCCACGGCUCUGCCCCACGGCUCUGCUCCACGACUCUGCUCCACGGUUCUGCUCCACGGCUCUGCUCCACAACUCUGCUCCACGGCACUGCUCCACGGCUCUACGGUUCUGCGGCUCUGCUCCACGGCUCUGCUCCACAACUCUGCUCCACGGCUCUACGGCUCUGCGGCUCUGCUCCACGGCUCUGCUCCACGGCUCCACGGCUCUGCUCCACUGCUCCACGGCUCUGCUCCAUAGCUCUGCUCCAUGGCUCUGCCCCACGGCUCUGCUCCACGGCUCUACGGCUCUGCUCCACGGCUCUGCGGCUCUGCUCCACGGCUCUGUGGCUCUGCUCCACGGCUCUGCUCCACGGCACUGAUCCACGGCUCUACGGCUCUGCGGCACUGCUCCACGACUCUGCUCCACGGCUCUGCUCCACGGCUCUGCUCCACGGCACUGCUCCACGGCUCUGCUCCACGGCACUGCUCCACGGCUCUACGGCUCUGCUCCACGGCUCUGCUCCACGGCUCUACGGCUCUGCUCUGCGGCUCUGCUCCACGGCUCUGUGGCUCUGCUCCACGGCUCUGAUCCACGGCUCUACGGCUCUGCGGCACUGCUCCACGACUCUGCUCCACGGCUCUGCUCCACGGCUCUGCUCCACGGCACAGCUCCACGGCUCUGCUCCACGGCACUGCUCCACGGCUCUACGGCUCUGCUCCACGGCUCUGCUCCACGGCUCUAAGGCUCUGCUCCACGGCUCUGUCCCACAGCUCUGCUCCACGGCUCUGCUCCACGGCUCUCUCAACAUCCUUCCUUAUUAA
This is a messenger RNA of Knipowitschia caucasica, 1035 nucleotides long. The record is from the annotation of a GenBank genome assembly. Lineage: Eukaryota; Metazoa; Chordata; Actinopteri; Gobiiformes; Gobiidae.